This is a messenger RNA of Sordaria macrospora k-hell, 2733 nucleotides long. RefSeq lists its product as uncharacterized. The record is from RefSeq and is a predicted model, not a curated record. Lineage: Eukaryota; Fungi; Ascomycota; Sordariomycetes; Sordariales; Sordariaceae. Gene Ontology annotation, cellular component: extracellular region; cell surface. Gene Ontology annotation, molecular function: beta-glucosidase activity. Gene Ontology annotation, biological process: glucan catabolic process.
AUGCCACCCCCAAGGGAUUCCUCCCCAGAACGGGACUACCGACCCAGGAGACAGUCGGCGCAGAGACGCAGCCGCAACUCUUCAGCGGUCAGGGAUAGUGAUGAUGACCGCGCUGGUCGCGAUCCAAGGCGCAGAAGCAGGAGACCCGAGUCUGGCACCAGCGUACCGCCAAUCACCAGAGGAGGCGAAACCAGAGGAGAAUCGUCAAAUCGCAGUUCGGCAACGCUUUCAGCAGCAGCUCUGGCCCAGCUCAACAAGCAGAAUGCAAAACGGAAAGCCAGCCCAAAGAAAGAGGUCAAAAAGGCUCUCGAGCGGGGCCUCGAUGCCCAGAGCGAGAGGGAUAUAGCAUGGGAACGGGAGCAGGAAAAGGAGAGGGAGCGCAUGCGUGAGGCCAGGAGACAGUCAAGGAUGCAGCGCGAGAAGGAGCGGGAGCGGGAGCAACAGGAAAAGGAGCGUGAAAGAGAGCGGGAGCGAGUGCGGGAAAGAGAUCGCGAAAGGGAACGCGAAAGGGAACGGGAAAGGGAGCGGGAAAGGGAUCGCGAGAGGGACAGAGAGAGAGCAAGGGUCAAACCACCAAGAGUGGCUGCGGUGGAAAGCGAGGACGAGUACCGAUACUCGACUUCGAGGAGGCCGAGAGAUUCCAGAGAUGCCGCCAGGGACGACAGACCACGACCAUCCAAGCCGAGAAUGGUACCACCCGAUAGCGACGAUGAGUACCAGUAUCUUACGGCAAGGAAAAGGGACGAAAGGGCGAGGAAAAGGGCAUCGGCCAUGGAGAGCGACGACGAGUAUCAACGCCUUACCCCGCAUAGGAGGACAGACAGUGACGACAAGGGCUACCGGGUGGUGGAUGCUAGACCUGACAAACCUAAAAGCUAUGAGCGGUUACGUCCAGAUAACAGAAGAAGGGAGGAUACAAGUCGGCUUAGGGUGGCUAGCGGCCCUAUGCUCGAACAAGGAAUAAGGGCACGGAAUGUGAGUGGUGGCAUGCUAGAGAAAGGCGGCUUUAUGGCAAGAUUCCAAAAUCUCCGUGGCGGACAUGGCGGGCCAAGUAUGUCUUCCAGUAGUGGUUAUGACUCCGUGGACAAGAUGUCGGAUGAAAUAGGGUCGUCCCCACCCAAAAGGAAACGGAAGAAGCUAUGGAUUGCGGUUGGCAUCGGUGUGGUUAUCGUCAUCAUCAUUAUCAUUAUCGCCGUUACCGUCAGCCAAAAGAAGUCAGGCGACGACGGUGACAAGGACAGUGAUGACACUCCUUCCCAAGGCUUGGACGACAUCUCACCCGACGACAUCCCCGCCGACGCCCCAACCUGGCUAAACCCUUUCAAAUGGGCCGACACGACCGACUUCAAUCUCACCUACACCGCCCAGAUGGUCGGCGACCUACCCGUCAUGGGCCUCUUCUCCAAAUGGGACGAUUCCAAAGCUGCCAACGACCGUGUCCCAGCUCUCAACAAGCCAUGGGGUGACUACUCCAAGCUACCGGCCCGCGGCGUCAACGUCGGCGGCUGGCUCAGUCUCGAGCCCUUUAUCACCCCCUCCCUCUUCGCCUACGACUUACGAGUGGGCGUCGUCGACGAAUACACACUCUGUAAGCACCUCGGCUCCCGGUGCGAGUCUGUGUUCGAGAAACACUACGCCACCUUCGUAACGGAACAAACCUUCAAAGAGAUCGCCGACGCCGGCCUCGACCACGUCCGCAUCCCUUUUUCCUACUGGGCCGUCCAAACCUACGACGGCGACCCGUACGUCUUCCGCACCUCAUGGCGCUACCUCCUGCGCGCCAUCGAGUGGUGUCGCAGGUACGGGCUGCGCGUUAACCUAGAUCUACACGGCCUCCCCGGUUCUCAAAACGGAUGGAACCACUCCGGCCGUCAAGGGUACAUCGGCUGGCUGAACGGCACGGACGGCGACCUAAACGCCAAACGUUCUCUCGAAAUCCACGACCGCCUCUCCAAGUUCUUCGCGCAAGACCGGUACAAGAACAUCAUCUCCCACUACGGGCUAGCCAACGAGCCGAAGAUGACGUACCUAUCCGUCGACGCUGUGCUGCAAUGGAUCGAAGACGCUUACGCGAUGGUGCGCAAGAACGGUGUCAAGGACGCCAUCGUCGUCUUCGGCGACGGGUUUCGCGGGCUGGAUAACUGGCAGGGGGAACUACAGGACCUGGGCGACGGCGCGGCGCUGGACGUACAUCAGUACGUCAUCUUCAACACCAACCAGAUCGUGUACAAGCACUACGACAAGAUCAAGUUCGCGUGCGAAGGGUGGACGGAGCAGACGGAACUAUCAAUGGACAGGUCGCGCGGCUACGGUCCGACGCUGGUGGCUGAGUGGUCGCAGGCUGACACGGAUUGUGCGAAACACCUGACGAAUGUCGGCUGGGGAAACCGGUGGACGGGGACGCUGGUGACGGGGAGCCCCGGCAGUGAUGUGCUCACGCCACGAUGUCCUUACAAGGAUCGACGGUGCGAUUGUAUUGCUGCGAACGCGCCGCCGGAUCAGUGGAGUGAUGAUUACAAGACCUUUUUGAAGAUGUUUGCGGAGGCGCAGAUGUACAGCUUUGAAAAAGGGUGGGGGUGGUUUUACUGGGUUUGGGAUACCGAGGAUGCGUAUCAAUGGAGCUACAAAAAGGGCUUGGACGCUGGUGUCUUGCCCAAGAAGGCGUACGAGAGGGAAUUCAACUGCGAUGUAUCCAAGAUUCCGUCGUUCGAGAACCUCUCGGAAGCCUUUUAA